AACAAAAUGAUAUUAUUUGUGAAACACAAAAUAUUCUUUUAAUCCCAUAAAAAAAAAGUUAUUUUAUUGCAAAUAAAUUUAAAAUUUUUGUUACCUUAAAAGUACAAUUCUUACACCAAAUUAGCUAUUUGGUCUUGCUUUAUUACCCCUUUCCACCCAAGUUUUGCACUUUUACUUUGUUCCUUACUUCUCCAAUAACUCUUUCAAGUUAAAAAAAAAUAAAUAAAGUUUGAUGCUGAAGUAUGAAAGUUCCCUUGAAGGUGACUGGAAGUUGGAAGGAAAUGGAGCUUUCGAAUCAACUUUUUCGAUUUUAAGGUUAUAAAUAUCUGCCUUCUCAAAAUUCAAAUUAAUUACAAAUUCUACAAAUUUCAGGUGGUUUAUUAAGUAGCAAACAAUUCAACUUCAUUUCAAUCCAACAUCAAUUUUGGAAAAAAAUAAAAUAAAGGAAAGCAUGGGUGAUCUUAGCAAAUGGGUGUCUAAUUCAUUACUGCACAAGCUUGAAUCAUUGCCAACAGUUUCCUCAAAUUGUUGCAUCUACAGAGUCCCUGAAAAUCUUCGAAAGGUAAAUGAGGAUGCUUAUCGACCUUUGCUUGUGUCAAUUGGCCCAGUCUACUACGGCGAUCCAAAGCUGAUAGCUAUGCAAGAACAAAAAUUGAGGUACUUGCAAUCUUUUCUUCUCCGAUCCACCUCUUACAAGUUAGAUAAUUAUGCUGAAGUUAUAAGAGGAUGGGAAGAGGUAGUUCGCCAAAGUUAUGUUGAGACUAUAAACCUACUUAGUGAACAUUUUAUUGAAAUGCUGCUCAUUGAUGCAAUAUUUAUCAUUGAGCUCUUCUUGAGGAGUUGUUUCCAUGAGUUUAUAGAUGAAAAUGACCGUAUAUUCAACAAACCAAGGAUGAUCUUACAAGUCACUCGAGAUAUAAGGCUAGAAGAAAACCAACUACCUUUUUUUCUUCUCAAGGGUCUUUACGACCUUGCCUUCAGGCCCUCUUCACAAAAUAACCAACUUCCUUUCCUUGAUAUUACUUAUAAAUUCUUCAUGGGAAAAGAUGAAGUUGUUCCUCCAAGGAUAGCAAGUGCAGAUGUAAAACAUCUGGUUGAUUUUUUGAGAAUAUGUUACCUUCCUUCUGCCUCUCGGGAUCAGUUACCUAAUACCAAGCAGAACUUUGAGUUUACUUCAAGUGUAAGUGAACUAAGUGAAGCAGGAGUCAAAUUUGUGACGAGCCAAAGUAAGAAUUUACUUGACAUACGAUUUGUAAAAGGGGUUUUGGAGAUUCCGAAGAUUGUGGUGACAGAUGAUACAGAAUCGUUGUUUCGGAACAUCAUGGUAUUCGAGCAAUGUCAUUAUUACUUUGACUCUUACAUCAUUGACUAUUUUGCGUUCUUGGAUAGUUUGAUCAACACCCCAAAGGAUGUGGCCAUACUUGUUCAAAGUGGGGUGAUUGACAACUGGUUAGGGAAUAAUGAAGAAGUGGCAAAUCUUUUUAGCAAGAUCUUCAAGCAGACGGGGCUAAAAACUUCAAAGUUCUAUUACUUGGGUAUAUGUAACGAUCUCAAUGCAUAUGCUGGUACUCAAUGGAAUAGAUGGAGGGCCAUACUCAAGCAUGACUACUUCAGCCAUCCUUGGGCUGCUAUUUCGGUAGUGUAUGCAAUUGUAAUGUUGAUUCUAACCGUUCUACAAGUUGUAACCGGCUUCAAAUAAGUAGUUAGCUUGUGAUUGUUGCAAUUGGAAAGUUGGAGACUUUGAAUAAAUAGCUUGUGAUUAUUGCAAUUGUGAUUUGAUUCUGUCUUUGGUUUUAUUAUAGCAUUAAGAGAAGCAAUGCUAUGACCCAUAUACAGAUGCUCCAAAAAUUGUUCUUGCCUAUUUACUUCAAAAUUCACAAUGGGAUUCUUUAUAACAGAAAGGGUACAAUAUGAUGAAGUGUUGCAGCAGCAUCACCAGUAUACAUUUCCCCUCAAUAGAGGAGCUAAACCCUGUACAGUGUACAGGCUCUGCCUCGCUAACUCACCGUUAUCAGGUGACAGCAGAUCCUGUCAAAAGAAUCAGUAGUUGUCUAGACGGAAAGCUACUGAGAGAAUUGGUACAUCUGGCUUAUACUUGAUAGAUGGCAAUCUAUUUAUUUGGUCAUUUGUCCCACCAAAUAUGAUCACAACAAUGAGUCAAUGAGUUUCGCCUUAUUUUGAAGAAUAGUUAGAAUGUUAGAUGCUGAAGUUGGCUGGUAGCUGGAAAAGGACCUUCGUAUCUAACUUUUUUGUUGUUAAGGUUAUAAAUAACUGCUUCUUACAAAUUCUAUGAAAUCAAGUGAGUAGCAAACGAUUUAACUUCAUUUCAACCCGUCAAAAAAAAAAAAAAAAAUCUCAUUUCAGCCCAACAUCAAUUUUGG
Chenopodium quinoa (quinoa) is the source of this 2381-nucleotide messenger RNA. Its product is annotated as UPF0481 protein At3g47200-like. The record is from RefSeq and is a predicted model, not a curated record. The coding region runs from base 452 to 1699 and encodes 415 amino acids. NCBI's taxonomy places the organism in Eukaryota, Viridiplantae, Streptophyta, Magnoliopsida, Caryophyllales, Amaranthaceae. The transcript has 2 exons.